Molecule: messenger RNA, 546 nt
Organism: Entrophospora sp. SA101
Lineage: Eukaryota; Fungi; Glomeromycota; Glomeromycetes; Entrophosporales; Entrophosporaceae
Source: the annotation of a GenBank genome assembly
AUGGAAAAUCAGCAAACAAAUAGUAAAUCUUAUCAAAAAGCAAAGGAAAUGUAUAACCAACUGAAGAAAAAAGAUAUUUCAAUUACUACAGUUUGGAAACAUUCAGAAGAUCUAGCAAAAUUGGCUAUACUGAAUUGUGUUGAUGAGCAAGCUAUCAAAUGUAUUUCAAUUCAUGCAACAGCAAAUGCUGCUAAAGAUCAUUUUAUAGCAUCAACUACACAUGUUGAAUCCAAUAUCGGAGCAUCUAAAAAUUUAAACCUAGAUCAACCACUAAUUCAGAGUAAAUUAACAGAAGAGAUUGAAGAAGAUAAUUACAAUGUGCUCAAUAAUGAUCGAAAUGACCAAACGGAGGAAUGCUAUGACAAUAAUGACAUAGAUGAAGAGGAUACUUUGACUGAAGAAAUACCAACAGAAAAUUUUGAGGAAAAUGAGUAUGAUAGAGAUUGUGUCUUCAACUAUCAUCCAAAUUAUGUGAACAACAUCAUCUUAAUUGAUUUGUAUGAUCCUGUUUUCAGAAAAUUUAAAUUAAGGCUUUGGAAAAAUUAG